Molecule: messenger RNA, 903 nt
Organism: Spizellomyces punctatus DAOM BR117
Lineage: Eukaryota; Fungi; Chytridiomycota; Chytridiomycetes; Spizellomycetales; Spizellomycetaceae
Product: chromatin modification protein
Exons: 4
Coding region: 1-903 (300 amino acids)
Biological process (GO): DNA-templated transcription initiation; RNA polymerase II preinitiation complex assembly
Cellular component (GO): SAGA complex; transcription factor TFIID complex
Molecular function (GO): RNA polymerase II general transcription initiation factor activity; protein heterodimerization activity; transcription coactivator activity
Source: RefSeq, a predicted model, not a curated record
AUGCGUAAUCACGUGGUUGCUAACUUUACCUGUGCCACCCCACCACCAGAUCUACCAACCAACUUACCACCGAGUCUGAUCUCCUUCAUGACUGUUCCAAUGGAAGAAACACCAGCUGUUGCCCCGUCUCCCCCGAGCACCCCAAACAUCCCUGCAUCUGCCAUCAAUGCCCCCACUUCCAUCUCCACUUCCAUCUCAAGCUCUGUUCAACAAACGGUUCCAGAUGGUAUAAACCCAGAAACCGCUGCCCUUCUUGCUGCCGCGGCAGCGCACGGACGUCAAGACGCCGUCCAACUUCCCCGGGAUGCAAAGUUGGUUUCCCUUAUAUUACAGGCAAUGGGGGUAGAAGACUAUGAGCCGCGAGUCAUUCCACAACUUUUGGAAUUCAUUCAUCGUUACGUUCUAGAUGUUUUGGCAGACGCACAAAUCUACGCGGAGCACGCAAGCCAUAAUAGCAUUUCACUCGACGACGUACGUCUGGCGAUAGAAGGUCGGGCACCUCAUACGUUUACCACACCCCCUGGAAGAGAGUUUCUCGAGGCACUGGCUGCCAAACGAAAUUCCGUCCCUCUCCCGUUGAUACCCGAAAAAUUUGGAGUGCGGCUCCCCCCAGAGCGCCAUACACUCACCAGCACCAACUUUCAAAUCGCCAUCAGUCGUACUUCAAAGCACCAGCCAAUGGACAUAUCCACGGAAGCAUCGCGACCACUUACCGCCGCACCAUCCGUACGAGGCCCUAGUGUACCAGGGUCACCCACCUCCGCUCGUGCAUCUGCCGCGAGUAUGACAGGCGUUUCCGGAUCAGAUUAUCAACCCGCCCCGACUACGCCUACUCCUUUUCCAUCCGUAACAGCUGUCAAAACGGAAAUGGAUAUUGAUGAGGAUUAUGACGAAGAAGGUUAA